CUUUGCGAAGGAAGCUGAUGACAUCUGCGCUCCCGUUGCAUUGUGGGGGAACCGGCAGCGUGGAGUGGAGGAGGCUCGAGCCGUGAGAGCAGCUGUUGGCUGAAGAAGCUCGGGAGCGAUGACGGUGAAUACGGCCGUUGAUUUUGGGUGGUCGCGGAUGAGGGGGGGGGUUAGUUUUGGGGGGGUUCCGGCUUGGACCAGAAAAUGGACCCCUCUCCUGCAAGCAGAAGGGAAUGGAGGAAGGCCGACCAGCCACCGACCCCCCUCCCUUCCUAUGGGCUUCCUAUUGCUGUGACAGCUCCGUCAGUUAUAAGGGGGCUUGUCUAGUAUUUCCAUGUCAAAUCGCUAAACGUGUUUCACGCCAAGCAAGCAAGUUGCAUAUGCUUAUUUUAAGAUACAUAAUAGAAAAUAGCUUAUUUGUCGGGGUUGUGAUUGAGUCUAGUAUUCCCGUUAUGCGGUGGGCUCCAUUAGAUUGACUCAAAUUCAAGAAGCAGUAGAUAUUAAUCUGCGAAGUUUCCCUUCAAAUGUCUUUUACCUCUUACCCUGAGGUAUCCCAUUAUUUAGAAUAGUUGGACAUACUGCAUUAUAGAAGGUCUCACGAUUUUAAAAGAAUCCUAAAGUCAUUGUUAAAAAUCUUCAGCAGUAGUGCUGUGGAGAAGGGUUGAGAUUAUAUGCUGGAAACUCCUUUUCCUUCCUGAACGGUAUCCUGUCAGCAUAGUUUCAUGGCUGAACGUUGCACAUUUAAUAGUAAAGUAGAUGAGAGAACCAUGGCAAAUACAGCUUGCUAUUUAGAAAUGAUAAAAGCUGUAUUUAUUGAAGUUAUAUAUUUUAUGCAACUGUUAAAGAUUUAAAAUCCCAUCCUGGUUCAUCUCCUUCAUCAUCUCUGAGCUCUGCUUUUUAUGGGGAAAGUGACAGUUGUGUAAGCCAUUUAACAAAAGAUGGCAUGCUUGUUAGGGUCUUCAGACAAAAUUUGUUGCCACAGCUUUGUCUAAAGGUUGUGUUGAUGGACAAUUUGUAUUAAGUCUUAUGUACAGUAUUUUAUAGAUACCUUAUGGUGUCUUGCCUUAUUUUACUGGCCCCUUAUUAGCAACAUUAGAGUUUCUUUCGUGAGAAAGGCCAGUGGUCUUGAGCCUUUUGGGGUGGGCCAGCCCCUCUACAUUAUUGAUGUGGCUGAUCUGCUGAAAGUGAACAUCAUAAAUUCAUUUUUGAGGUAUAAUACAUUGCAUCAAAAGUUGUGAGUCUGUGUCAAGGAGCUUUCAUUUUAAAUGUAAGAUGCCUGUUUUCAAACUAGAUUAAUGAUCAUGGAAAUAGGUGAGUUGGGUCUUUUUGUAUUGCUAUAUUAGCUGCAUCUGCAUUGGCUUCUAGUAUGUUUGUGGCCCCGACUUAAAGUGCUAGUUAUUGCUUUUAAAGUUCCAUAUGCUUUAGGAUCUGCAAAACUGCCUUCUCCGGCCUGAAUCUGCCCACAUAUUAUGGUCAAUGUAGAGAUCAUAUUAUAUUUUCAGGAUAAUAAUAAUUUAUUUUUUAUAUGCCACCCAUCAGACUGGGUUACCCCAGCCACUCUGGGUGGUUUCCAACAAAUUAAAACACAGUAAGAAAUCAAGCAUUAGUGAGGAUGCAAGGCGGGUGGUGGUGAUGGCAGUGACGAUAACUUCUGAAUGCUUUCUACCUCUGGUUCAUCUAUAUAAUGUGCUAAUUGCUUCAAAUGUAAUGUGUUUGUGGUAACACUAGUCCGACUGCUCUUUGCCUCAUUAACCAAUAAUAUGACAGGCUGGGCUUAAAUUUUUCAUGCUCCUCUAGUCAGGAAGAAUUGUCCGAUUGUGCUUGUGCUUGCGUAGCACCUCAGUCUCCAAUUUAAAGCCACCAAGACUAUCCAGCUGAUGAAAUGUAGUUAGAGUAUGACAGAUUAAAAUUAAUUUCGUUUCAGUGCUGUCAGUUAAUAUGCUGCAAAAUAGUUUUGUGCAGAUGAGCAUUUUGUAAUUAGAUGUUACCUGUGUGUGUAUUUCUUUCUCCUAGAGCUUCAAGCAAAAGUAUCUGCAUUGUAAAAGUCACUUGCUUUCACACUUUCUGUGCCUGGGCAUUACUUUAAUUCUUAAAUUGUAUCUUUUUCCAAGAGAAAACCUUUUCAGUUAUACUUUUAUAUUCCAAACCAUAUUUGAGACAGUGAUGUAAUUACUGGCUAAUUAACCAGACUAAGAAAGCUCUAAAAUUUUGUCACACUUUUGACAGACACCUUGUUUAGUCAUCCUUGUAACUGAGUCCCUAACUGUCCCCAUUUAUUUCCUCCUGCAGACAUGAGUGCAUUGUUUAAGGGGAUAGGUAGGGUUAAAGUUCUAAACUAGGCACAAUGUUUUGAUAAGGGCAACGCCUACCUUACUUCUCUGAAAUGGGAUAGCUCAGUACCUCAGUGUGGUCCAGUGCCUUUUCUGUCCAGAGUGUGCAGAAAUGCAUCAGACUCUGAAGAUCACAUAAUAAACUCUGAAGAGAGCCUCAUAUUGCACACUGCCAAUAAUAAUAAUAAAUUUUAAAACGUGUUUAUUUAUUAUUUUCCUUUUGCAUAUGUCUCAAGGUGAUGUACAUAAUAAUGCCAGACAUUUUGCUUAUUAAAGAUGUCAAGAUGAAGGUUUUUAAUGCGUGGCAGCAACUAAUAAAUGAGUUUUCUGGCAAACUGACCUUGACAUCUUGCAGAAUUGAUAAUUCCAAAAAACAUACACUAGGAUCUAAGCUCAUAUGGAAGCAUAGAUAGAAAUUUAAAGUAUUUUCCUGUAAAUGCUCAUAACUACUUUUUAAUGCAGUAACCUUGAACAAUGUCUAGAAAACAUCUUACUUGAUGAAUGUUGUGGAGGGUGUGUGAUAGAUUCUGUACAUAGUGGAUUGUAAUACAGUGGUGCCCCGCAAGACGAAUGCCUUGCAAGACGAAAAACUCGCUAGACAAAAGGGUUUUCUGUUUUUGCGUUGCUUCGCUAGACGAAUUUCCCUAUGGGCUUGCUUCGCAAGACGAAAACGUCUUGCGCUUUUUUUUUAAAGCCGCUUGAAGAAGCGCAGUUGCGACGGACCGUGCUUUGCAAGACGAAAAACAUCGCAAGACGAAAAGACUCGCGGAACGAAUUCUUUUCGUCUUGCGAGGCACCACUGUAUUCCAGUGAGAUUCUGUGUAGGCGUUUAUUGACUUUUAAACUAAUCACUUGCUCUAAUAGAUUUGUCUUCUUCCUUAAGGAACGGAAGGGGACAGCUAAAGUGGACUUCUUGAAGGCAAUUGAAAAGGAAAUCCAAAAGAAGUGGCAUGAUGAGGGAGCAUUUGAAGUUAACGCAGCAGAUGCUGCAAACCACAAAAGGUGGGGAUACUCUUUCCAGAAUUAUGACAAAAACUAGAGAGGGGAAUGUGCAGAAUAUUGAAGGUUUGGUUCACUGUGGCUUUUGAGGAGCCUGAAUUGGGAUUGGUGUCUUGAGUCUCAGUUGUACCUGUUUGGUUGACUUUGCAUGCCAUUGUGAGUUCACAUUUGGAUAGCUAUGGCAAUUAGCACCAUUAAAAUACCUGAACAGCCACUGAGGAGAUUCCAACCAGUUUUUUUCUCUAGCAUGGAAACUUGAGCUAUUUGUACAUUUGUAUCAACAGUUGCAUUGUGUUCUUAAAGAGCUAUGCAGUCUAUAAAAGAAUUUUAUCGUAACACUAUAGACUUGGUAUAGUUCUAGAAUAUUAGUAAAUGUUGUCCACAAUUUUGAUACUACUUUAGGAAGUGUUUAACCUGUAUUUUGUAGAAAUUGUGUCUCUCCAGCAUCAACACGAUUCGGAAGUCUCAGUGAGGGAAAAACUGGGGAAGAUGCCAUUCAUGCAAACAGCAAUUUUGUGAAUGAUCGAUCUAUCUAUCAUCACAACCACCACCAUCCCGAUUGGGACCAUUCUGUUGUGUGGGGGAGUUGGGGGUGGGGGUAGGAAACCAUUUCAUUUAGUUUGCAUUCAGUGAACUGAAUAAAUAUGCAUGGGAUUGUAGCCUGAAUGAUGUAAGAUUAAAUUUUAGCUGUGAAUGGAAGAAGGUGUAAGGAGAUCAUUUUGCAUUUAUGAAAGAAACUAAAACUUGAUGCUCAGCUGGUAGCUUUUCCUUUUAAAUCGCUUUCUGAGUUGUAUGCAGUGGUGGAAAGUGCAUAUAAAGCGGUGCAUCCAAUCUUCUUCAGCACCCCCUGUCCAUUGCAAUGACUGGCACCCCGAGACGCUGCUCCUGUGGAUUGGAAUACCCUUUAGAACAGUAUAUGAUAUAGCACAGAGAACAGCAGUGGGAAGCGGGGUGUUUGCAAAAAUUACACAGCCUCUGUGCUUUUUGCUGGUGCAAAGUCACUACUGAAUACAACCCUCUUUAUAACAUUCCAUGUCAGUUUUAAUUUGGACAGUAACCAAAGGUGAUCAUGAAUAAAUUAGGUUCCAGUUAACUGCACACAAAAAGAAUUCUAAUUAUCCCACAAGUGGGGAAAGCUGUGGAUGACCCCGUAGGCGGAGCUAGUGAAGAACAGGAGCAGAAGACGGAAAUUGGUUUAAUGGGGUUCACCUCAACCCCAACAGUUAUUUGGAGAGGACUUUUAUGAUUGUUGAUGUGCAUGUGUGAACAUUAUAACGAUAAAAUGCUCAAAACAUUUUUACUUUGGAAGGCUAAAGUUUUGUUGUGAUUUAUGCUACUUUUCUGGUUUUUAAUGCUGCAAUGAAAUUUUUAGUGCUCUAUUUUAUUUUUUAAACAUGUCACAUGGAAAAAAUGGUUUGAAAAGCAGGACAAAAUUUUUUUUAAAAUUUUGUUAAUUGAUUAUGUACCCAGAAGGGGUUAGGGUUUUUUUCUAUGCAACUUAAAAGAUUUUAGGUGAUUAUCAGAAGAACAUAUUUAAAGAAAGUGCCAGUAGUGGCUUGUGAUAGGUGUAGCAACUAGAUAUUACCUUCAAAGAACAUUUCUAUCAGGGAAGGCUUGUUCAAAUAUGAUUCCUGCUAUUCUACACAUCUUUGUCAUCUUCCUCUGGAGUUUUUAUUUGCUUGGAUGGACAUUUAAUCACUCAUUUCAAGAAAACUCACAUUUAAUUGAUGACAGUGCAAUCCUGUGCAUUCUUACUCAGAAGUUCUGCUGAGUGCAAUAUGAUUUAUUCCCUGGUGAGUGUGUUUAGAAGUGUAGUUUAAAACUGAAUCUUUAGUUGGAUGGCAGACCCAAUUUAUGACAUUUUUAGUGUUCAUACUGGAGUCAGUGCAUUUGCCACAAGUGAAAUGCCCUUUAGCAGGUACUGAUGUGGUUGUAUGCAACAUCUUUCUUAAACAUUUCUAUAUCACACAUCCCUGAAUAAGGGAAUAUAGAAUUGUAGUAUUUGUAAUUUUUUAGUUUAGUUUCUGCAGAUCAUUUGAUGCACAUUUUUUUGUUUUGCAAUCUCCAUUCAGCAAUGGCAAGUACUUUGCCACCUUUCCCUAUCCAUACAUGAAUGGCCGGCUUCAUCUAGGACACACGUUUUCUGUAUCCAAAUGUGAGGUAAGAAAUUUUCCUUGUUAGCAACAAGCCUCACCAGGGAAAAUAAGUGUUCUUGUUCAGUCCUUGAGCCAUUUAAAUGUAGGCCAACUUUUUCUAGCCUGGUGACCUCCAGAUGCUGUUGGAGCACACCUGCCAUUCUCCCUGCCUAUUGGCCAUUUGGCUAAGUCUGAGGGUUAAAAGAGUGCAAAACAUCUGGAGGGCACCAGGUUGGGGAAGGCUGCUGUAGACUGGCCUAGAAAGCUCACUCUUGCAUAUUAUCUGUGUCUCAGAGCAAGAAGUGCUCUGAGACACAUAUAUAGAGGGGCGUCCUCAGUGAUUUAUAUCACUGUUGACACUCUUCAGAGAUCCGCUUACACGACACAGUUUUCAAAUAUUUGCAAGAUGUUUUUAUUUGUGCUUAUCCUGACUGGGGGGUAAAUGGAGGUUUUAGCAGUUGUUAAAGUUUUAUUUCUCGUAACCUGGUCAGAUAACGUGUUUUAUAUUAACUUUAAAAUAUGUAUUGUUCCCAGUGCGGAGAUUUUGAGAUGGAGCAAACAAAAAAUUUAAAUCACUGUAGAAUUUUUCUUUGCUCUAGGGAGUAGAAGCUCUCUAAAAUCUCCGUUGUGAAGACAUGAGGCUGUAUCCAACAAAGUCAUUGAGCUCAGGCAAUGAUUUGCACUGGGGCAGAUUGCAGGGGGUGGAGCAGGGAAGAGAGGGAGAGGAAAUUCCAUAGCAUGAGCAGAAGUCGUUCUAUGAACUCAGUAACUUAGCUGGGAAUUAAUAACUUUGCUUUUUCUGUUCCUUUCAAAUUGUGUGUUGUAGCAGUUGUAGUACCACAAAUAGCAGAAGGAAAGUGUGUGUCUUAAAAGCAUUUCCAAUGUUUACAACUAAAUGCAAGCACUUCUUAAUACUUCUAAACCACCUAUUUGUGUUUGAUCCCACCCAUUUUUCCAGUCCUGCAUGCUCUCCCCCUCCCUUUAUUUUUCUUGAAACUCGGAAGCUUACUUGAUAUAUGCUAUAUUAUUGCCAUUGUGAUCCUUUUUCCCACAGUUUGCAGUUGGGUACCAGAAACUAAAAGGAAAAAGCUGCCUGUUCCCUUUUGGACUACAUUGUACAGGCAUGCCCAUUAAGGUAAAAUUUGGGUUUUGUUUUCUUCUUCCUUUUUGGCUCUUAUGCUGUAUGACUUUUUCUAAAAAUAAAAUAUUUUUUAUAAACCAUUCCAUUUUUGUAGCAGGGGUACACAGAUUCUGAGUUUAGAAACAAAGUGGUGUGUGUGUGACAUGCUUUAAAUUUGGACAUCAGUAGGUAUAAAACAUGCACAUAGGCGUGUUAUGGUAAAAGAUGUGAAAAUUCUGGUUUAGCAUAGCUGUUUGAAUGAGUUCUUUCUCAUAGUAAUCAGUACUCAUGUGAGUGGCAUAGCAGUUGCUUCCAAAUAUGGGUUUAAAAUUUUCUCAGGACCCACAGAUCUCUUAGGUGUGCUGAAGGGUUUGGGCAUCCCUAAGUGGGAUUUUUAAUUCUCUCCCCGCCCCUUUGAACAUGUCACAUUCUGUUUCCCCUCUGCUUCAAAAACAGUUUGCUAGGAAUAGCAAGCAGAUGUUCGACCACUCAUUCCAAGUCUCUGUACAUGAAAGUAGUUACAUGGUCCUUUGGAUCCCUGACCAUAAUGUCCUAGUAUCUCCCGUGUUUCUGGUAUCAUGAAGAAAAUGUAGUAGAGCAACAGCUUGUUUAUUUCUAUGGCUUCUAGUAAGUUAGCUCUAAUUGCUGAUGCAGAGCAUUUCUUUUCAUCAUUUCAUUUUGAAGCUAAAAUGAAGAGACCCGUUCUUUAAAAUUUUUGCACACCAUAAGUGAGCCAGCCAGCCAGCCAGCCCUUUGAGGGAAUGGCAUGGCAGAUCACUUACUAUGCUGUCAACUUCAAUUGAAGAUGUGAUGCCAGGUUUGGAAUUGCAGAGGAAAAAACACCAGGAAGCAUCCAGAAAACGAACCGUCAAAACGAGAGACCAAGUGCCAGGAUGCUGAUGAAUAUUUAUUGUUAAAUGAAUAUUUAUUGGUAGCCUGGCAUGUUUCAGCCAAAAGUCUGCCUUUAGGGGCUUUAUAUACUUGCACAGCUAUCUGGAAUCUGCACAAGCAAAUAAGCAUAUUGGACCACCAAUAAAUAUUCAUCAGCAAUCCUGACACCUGGCUUUUCUUUUUGGCAGCAAGUUUGGAAUUGCCAAAAUAUUUUAUCCCAAGCCUUGCACUGUUGAAUCAUUGAUCCAUCUAUACUAACUGAGUCACUCCGGAUUUUCCCAUAGGCAUGUGCAGAUAAGUUGAAAAGAGAAAUGGAGCUGUAUGGCUGUCCACCAGAAUUCCCCGAUGAAGAGGAGGAGGAAGAGGAAGUGCCAAAGGGGGAAGAAGUGGUCAUCAAAGACAAAGCUAAAGGCAAAAAGGUAUAAUUUAAAAUAUAAAUUCUUUAUGGUGCUGUUGUAAGAUUGUUUGCAUCUUGGGGUACCGAUGUAGACUUGCAUAUAUCACCCAUAAAUGUGCAAAAAAUUAAUGGGCAUGUUCAUCCUAUGCUUAUGAAUAUAAUAAAACUGACAUAGUUCGUCUGCUUUACUUUGUCUAUUUACUUUGCUUUCUUAUUUUCUUUGAAGAGUAAGGCUGCUGCCAAGACUGGCUCUUCAAAGUAUCAAUGGGGGAUCAUGAAAUCUUUAGGUCUCUCUGAUGAAGAAAUAGUGAAAUUUUCAGAGGCUGAACAUUGGAUUGAUUAUUUCCCACCCCAGGCUAUUCAAGAUUUAAAGAGCAUGGGACUGAAGGUACUUGUUUAUUCUAAAAGUAUAACUUUUAAAAAGUCUUUCUCUUAGGUUAAUUUAUUUCCUGAGUGACCCUGUGAUGUUAUGCUGUAGAUCUUUUAGAAAUAAAAUGUUGAGUCACAAAGUUUGACAUCAGCUGUAACAGUGUUUCAUAAACAUCUGCCUACUUAUAGCAAAUGUUUUGGUUGUUCUUAUUUAGAGGGGAAAUAGCUUUGAAAGAUUGAGUUACAUCAGCAGUUAUUGUUGCAGGAAUUCUGAAGUUGGAAACGUUUACUUUUUCCGUUUUGAACAACUAAUGUCCAUGGCAUAUGACUUUUUAUUUUUGAAAGUCCCCUAGCUUUUAUAUUCAUCUUGCCAUGCCACGUGGAAUGGAGGCGAUGCGGUUCUAAAGUCCUCUUGGAAUUAGUUUCACAAUUUGUGAGAACUCUUGAUGGUGACACAGAGUUUCCAUAUAAACUUUUGGAACAUCAUGCAACUCCUCAUUUUUAUGAACUUCUAGGUAGACUGGAGACGUUCCUUUGUCACCACUGAUGUCAACCCCUAUUACGAUUCUUUUGUACGAUGGCAAUUUCUAACUCUGAGGGAAAGAAAUAAAGUUAAAUUUGGGAAACGGUAAGAUAGUCCUUUAAUAUAUUCGUUCUAUAAAACUUGAAGAAUUGAUUGACGUAUCCUCUUGCUUAGCAAUGUGUACCAUUUCAUAAACGUGGCCUGGGGAAUUCUUUGAUUAUAGGCUUUCUGAGCUCACCAGUCCAAUAGCCAAUAGCUUCUUUGGUGUGAGUGCUUGUGGAUAAUUCUGUCAAAUGUUGGAGAGUACAUGUGCACCUUUAAACUUUGACUGAAUUAUCCCAUUUAUGAAAUGAGAAUUAUUGACAUGAUCAGUAGUUUCCUUUUCAAAUGAAGUAAAAUAAAUGAUCAAAUUAAUAAAAGCAAUUGUCAGAAUUGCAAAUUAUUAUCCUGCAUUUUGUAAAUGAGUAGAUCAUUAAUUAUAUUGGUACAGGUGCUGUUGUUUUGCACCAUGAGAAACAGAGUGGUCAUGUGAUAUACACCUGCUUCUAUACUGACUAGAUAGAUGGCAUUCUAUUUCAGUAAAGUAAUAAAGAGAGCCUAUGUUAGCCAAGUAUUUUGACUUAGAUUGAGGAUCUUCUGUGGGAAGUGAAAGCCAAAUAGAAAACAAGAAACAGUGCCCUCUUCAGUCCUGUCUAGAUAGUAGCUUUCUCCUUGAAAUUAUUCAGCUAUGAGGAAACCAUUGAGAGCGUCUGAAUUUCAUUUUAAGCUGGCAUUGUGACCUAAACACAAAGGAUUUCCUGUUCAAUCUCUCUUGCACUUAUCUAAAUAAUGUAUUUAAUUUGUCUUUUAGAUACACCAUUUAUUCUCCAAAAGAUGGACAACCAUGCAUGGAUCAUGACAGGCAAACCGGGGAGGUAACAAAGGAUGUUUGAUUCAUUUGACUGCUAAUGAUAUACUGCAUUUGGACUGAAGAAAAUAAAGCAUUUACAGUCUAUUUGAAUCCUCACUUAAUUACUUUAAAUAUCUAAAUGAGAACCUAAAGGGGUUUAGGUAAAUUCUGCACAGAAGUCUUGUAGAAAUAGUUUGAUAUGGAAGCAGGAAUAAGUUUUUUUAUUGAGAGCGAAAAAGGACAAAAAUAAGAAAUUCCAUUGGCCAAUCUAUUUAGAUCUUGACCAGUGCAUUUGUUUAACUGGAAGCUUGCAUUUUUAUGUUAGAUUUUUCCACACAAUCCCCACUUAUUUAUUUUAGCUUUCUGAAAGUUUUAUCUUAGAAAGGAUACAUCAUGGGUUAUCUUAACUGCUGUCAAUUAAUAGGGGUAGUGGCUGACAUGCAGUCCAUUCUAGUUUGCCUCUGGGCAUCUGAUCAGACUGAAUAGUGGAAGUGGCAUGCUCAUUAUUGUUCAUGUAUUGUCUCUUAGGGUGUUGGACCUCAAGAAUACACACUAAUCAAAAUGAAGGUGGUCGAACCUUAUCCUGUAAAGCUAAGGUAAUUAUCUGCAUCUUGGCUAAUAAGUCUUUUUUGCAUUGUGAGGUUAAUUUGAUUAGGGAUCUCAUAGAUUACAUUCAUUAUAUAGAAACUGUCAGAAAUAAAGGGGUAGAAUUUCUAAUACAUAGUUUUAACUCCUUGGGACUUCCUUGGGAAUCGUCAUAUUCUCAAAUACUUUUCUAGACAACUUCUCCUUUCUUUUCACAGUGGCCUUAAAGGAAAGAAUAUCUUUCUAGUAGCUGCAACUCUGAGACCGGAGACCAUGUUUGGGCAGACUAAUUGCUGGGUUCGCCCUGAUAUGAAGUAUAUUGGCUUUGAGACCCUGAAUGGGGAUAUUUUUAUUUGCACACAGAGAGCUGCCAGGAAUAUGUCCUACCAGGGCUUUACAAAAACUAAUGGUGUAGUUCCUGUCGUGAAGGAGCUGAUGGGAGAGGUGAGCAAUGGUGUCAUCUAUUGUUAAUGUGAUUCAUGAGGCAGAGGAUGUGCCCUUAUACGGGCAGGCAAACUUUGAGAAAUGUUUAACUUGGAACUUGCAAAUUCCACUAGUGCAGAAAAGGCUAAGCAAGCCCUCCAGAUGUUGUUGGAAUCUCCACAUAAUCUUGAAAAUAAAAGUGGAGUCAUCUUCAGAACCAGCACUUAUGUGGUUAAAAUGAUACCGUGCUAAAGGGCAAAUUCUCAUACAAAAGCAUAGCACUGCAAAAAUGUAUGUUUUGUAUGCAUACAUAUAUAACAGAAAUCUGCUACUUAAUGCCUUACUCAGCUGUUGUGGUCUGGUUUCCGUGCCUUCCCUAGCAUUUCUCUGCUGCAUUUGACCUUUUCUGUAAGCACAAAAAGUAAAAUAUUGUGACUUGGUUUCAGAGAAACUGUGUGUAAAUGAAGGCACUAGGAUGUUUCAUUUGUAAGUGAUCCUAUGGCCAUAAUGUGGGAGUCACCUCAUCUUUAAAAAUAUUUCUUUUUUUGAGUAGGAGAUGCUUGGAGCUGCCCUCUCUGCCCCUCUAACAUCCUAUAAAGUUAUCUACACUCUCCCUAUGUUGACUAUAAAAGAAGAUAAAGGUAAGGUUGCUGUACCUUCUUCUGCAUCAGUUGCAUAUUGUGUGCAGAUAUAAUUAUUUUCUCAUGGUGUAAGCCCAUUCUAUCCCAUUUCUGCAUUAAUUCUUUUUUUAAAAAAAUCAGUAUGAAAAUUCAUAUUUAAACACAUGUUUAAUAACAAGAUACACAUUUAAAUAUGUAUUUCACACACAUUUCUAAAUGUAUUCUAUCCUGAAAUAUGAAAUUUUCAAAUUCCUUGUAAUGUUUUUUAAAGCUGUGAACUAUAGCACAAAAACUGGAGAGGUGCGAAAUUGAAGGGUUUGGGAGGUGCAAAUUAGGUCAGGUUGCUGAAAAAUGCAGACCAAAUGAAAUUCUCCAUCUGCACUAAACCAACAUUUAGCGUGAUGCUUACCAGACUGGCAGGUUUCUGGUUCACAUGCCUCUCCCUUCCCGUCCUUCUACACUUCUGGAAAAAGGAGUUCAGAAGUUUUUGCUUUCAGUUUUGCUUAACUGUGGUUUAGUGUUUUGUGCAAACAAGCACUGUGUUGUUGACAUUAAAUGCAGUUUAUUUUCAAGUCAGAUUGUUUCAAACAAACUAUAGUUAAUGUUAACCAUGCUUGUUCCUGGCAGAAUGUGAGAAACCUGUGGUAGGUUAAUUGUGCUCUUCAACUCACCCAGGCAAGAACCAUGCCACAAUAAUUUUGUAAAUUCCUCCACUCCUCCUCCCUCUCCCAUUCGUUUACUUCCAUGACAGAGCCCAUUAGAGAAAAGAUAGUAUCUUGCAGAGAAAAUUACUUAUUAAAAAAAACAGUAAAGAGAAAGAAGUAACUUUAAAGGGUACAGGUAAACAAGGGAGACAUAACUAACAAAAGGAAGAAUGAGUGGAGGAAGCGAUGAAAUUCAUAUCACGUGGUUCCUGCCUCGGUGAGUGGAAGAGACAAUUAACCUGCUGUAGGCUGGCCCACUUAUUCUGCCAGAAAACACCAAGUAAACUUAAAGCAAGAGCUGUAGUUGCUUUUAAAAAGCUAAGUCAGCCGUAUGACUGAAAUAUGGGAAUAAUCGCACCCUUGCUGCUCUAGUCAAAGGAUGUGGCUAAUUUUUAAUUAGCAUUAACUGGAUUUACGCAUUUGUUUUUGCGAGGUACAUGCACAUAGAAACCUUUUGGAAUAUUUGCAAUUAACUUUGCAUUUUUAUUCUGAAUUUUGCCAUAAAAAUGCAAAUGGGAUAAUAUGUGUUUCCUGCUUCUAAGGCACUGGAGUUGUCACAAGUGUCCCGUCCGAUUCCCCAGAUGACAUUGCAGCCCUGAGAGACUUAAAGAAAAAACAGGUGAACCGCUUAAGCCUGGGAAAACCUCAAUUUGCUGGCAACUGAUGGCCACAGUUUCUACAGGCGAUAGCACAAGCUAUUUCUUGCAGACACAAUAGAUGUAUUUGGGUAUGACAGCCUUCUGCAACCUGGUGCCCUCCAAGUGUUGUUGGAGUACAACUGCCAUAAUCUCUGAUUAUGCUAUCUGGAGUCAAUGGGAGUUGGAAUCCAACAAUAACUGGAAAGAGAAGGCUGGUGUAGGGUAUCAGAAGGCAAUGAAAAUGGGCAAAAUUGGGCUCUUCAUAAAACCUGUACAAUGCAUCAAUUAAGAUUUCUUUAAUGAAAAGAUGAAUCAGUUAAUUUCUCAUACAUCUGCAUGACAGUAAAAAGAAUUAUUUGGAGGCACAAAAGCAUAUGCUCCUUUAUAAUGCACGCUUGUUUUGGGGGCAGACAUUAUACUAAAAUAGGUGUUUUUUCCUCUGUGUGUGAGAGAGGAAAUGCCUGUUUUUAAAGUGAUGCUUGGCAGCUGCAAUUUUUUAAAUUGCUUGUAUUAAAAGUAAUGUGCUUUCUAGUUAAACAAGGCACGUUUUUAGUAGAUCAGAAGUUCAAUUCAUUAAUCAAAUUAUUGAGUUGAUUAAAUUUUGCAGUAAGGGCCAAGACCUGUUUGUCAGGUUUUUGUAGAUUUGAUUUUCAUAUUUGUUUUCAAUUUCUUCAUAGGCACUUCGAGCAAAGUAUGGCAUUAAAGAUGAAAUGGUCCUGCCAUUUGAACCAGUAAGUGCAGCAGAGAAGGAUUGUGCUGGGUGUUGGAAUGGACAAAGCUGUCAAUUUGUAUUCUCUGUUUAUUUUUCUAGUUCAGUUUAUUAUUAUUAUUAAAAAUUUUAUAUCUCCCUUUAUUCGAGGAUCACAGGGAGGUUUACAAUAUAAAAACACAAAAUAUACCAUAGCAACAAAGAAAAACAAGAAACUCUCAACGCAUAAUUUAAAAGGCGAUAGAUAAUUUAAUUAACCAAAAGCCUGGGAGAAGAGGAAUGUUUUUCCUGGAGCCUAAAGAUAUGAGUUUUACACAUUUCCACAUCAGUGUGCAUUAUUUUAAAAGAGAAGCAUUUUAGUGUGCAUUUCUCCUAACGUACAAAUUCUGUACGCAUUCUAAUUUUGCAAUUUUGCCUGAUAUGCACAGUAUUAUAGGCUAUUCCCCCUAAUAUAAUUUAAAUUAGUAUAUUCAUUUUAAUGUACACUUUCCUCUAGUAUACACAUUCCGUAUUUGGUCAGAGAACUUGAACUUGAUUCCAAAAUGUGGAAGAAUACAAAUUUAUUUCAGUUUGUGGGGGUUUUUUUAGGGGGGAGUGCAAAUCUGGCAGGUUUUUAAUGCAAAACAAGCCAAAAACUGACCUCACCCCUAGUUGGGUGUACAUGUUGGUCACCUGUGUUAUCUGAGGGAUUUAUGUGUUUGUGUUGGUCUGCUUUUUCUGUUACGUAUGUCAUAGCUCUAGCCCUGCUAAAGUACUGCAAAGCCAGGGGUGCUGUGAGACUCAUUGAGAAUCCCAUAGACUUGCCUUCUAGUCUAUCAAGAGGCCUGAGUCAGCCCUAUUAAUUCUUGAAGGAAAAAUGCACAGCUGUGUGACUCCAUCUGAAAGUCAGAUCCGGCUGUCUGAUCUUUGGCUUCGCUUUGAUUAUGUAUUUUGUUGUUACUUGCAUGUUGCAGGCACAGGCCAGGCAGCUAUGCUUUUGAUGCAAAAUUGAGAACUGGGUGCCUAUUGGAUAACUUUUGAAGCCAAUGCAUGUAAAAUUAAUUGCCUCAAUAAGUCCAGUGAACCUUUGAUCACUGAGGAGUAACAGGUUUAAGAAGCAAAACCCAACUUUGGUAUAGCAAACAAACCCGAAAUUCAGCAUAUAAUAUUCUGCCCAUCUGUCAUAUAGGUGUGAGAACCUUGCAUAUACAGUGGUGCCUCGCGAGACGAAAAGAAUUUGUUCCGCGAGUCUUUUCGUCUUGCGAUGUUUUUCGUCUUGCGAAGCACGGUCCGUCGCAACUGCGGCUCUUCAAGAGGCUUUAAAAAAAAAGCGCAAGACGUUUUCAUCUUGCAAAGCAAGCCCAUAGGGAAAUUCGUCUAGCGAAGCAACGCAAAACCGAAAAACCCUUUCGUCUAGUGAGUUUUUCGUCUUGCGAGGCAUUCGUCUUGCGGGGCACCACUGUAGAUGGAAUUAAACAGGCUUCACUUUAUUUUCUCUCUCCCCACUCCCCGCAUAGUUUACAUUCCCUGCCCUUCAGACAGUAAACAAUGCACAUACUGUUGAAAAACCAUAAAAUGAAGAUCCCUUUUCUUUGGAGGCUUUUGGAGUCAUGGUUGAAUCCCCUGCAAAACUCUUUGAUUUACUUGCAUGAUUGAAAACAACUAUUUUACAAUGCUAUGUGCUAUUCCCAGGUGCCCAUCAUUGAGGUCCCUGGCUAUGGCAACCUUUCUGCUCCGCUGAUCUGUGACGAGCUGAAAAUCCAGAGUCAAAAUGACAGAGAGAAACUUGCAGAAGCCAAGGAAAGAUUAUACCUGAAAGGAUUUUAUGAGGGAGUAAGUAAAAAAUUAAGAUUUUCACAAGAGGGUGUGUGUGUUAGAGAAGUGAAUUUUGUUUCUUUUUUUGUGGAGAUGUUGUAUGCCACCACUUCUGCUUUUUUAAAUAUAAGGGUGAAAAGGAAUUCAUCCCAACUCUGAUUGCUUGGUGACUCAAUGGAUUUGAACACACCAUUUUCUUUAUUUACUACAGCCUUUCCCAACUUGUUUUGGACUCGCCUCAGCUAGGCAAUGGUCAGGGCGCUGGGAGUUGUAGUCCAAAGCAUCCGGAAGGGCACCAGGUUGGGAAAGCUAAUUCACUUUAUGGUUUGUUUCACUGAAUGCAAGACUUGUCCUGUUCUCUUUUGGUCUCUCUGUGUUCCUUUGGAUACAUAACUAAUCUGUAACUAGUACAGUCAUACCUUGGAUCCCGAACGCCUUGCGAGUCUAACGUUUUGACUCCGGAACGCCACAAACCUAGAAGUGAGUGUUCUGCUUUGCGAACAUUCUUUGGAACCUGAACGUCCAGCAUGACUUCCGCAGCUUCCAAUUGGCUGCAGGAGCUUCCUGCAGUUAAUCGGAAGCCGCGUCUUGGUUUCCGAAUGUUUUGGAACUCGAAAGGACUUCCGGAAUGGAUUCCAUUCGACUUCUGAGGUACCACUGUAUUUGGUAUGUAUGGACUGGCUAGGCUUCAUUCAUUUUAGGCGAUUUUCAGACUUUGACCUGUUUGGAUUUAGGGAUACUUCUCAAAAAUUGCCUUCUGUUGAAUCUAAGGGAAGGCUGGAUCCAGAAAACUUAGUGGAAGGGGGAAAAUCCUAGUGAUUUGCAAACACAAGCACUAGCAAAAGAUUCAUGAAGUACUAUAUAGAUAGGUUUUAUGGCAGUUCUCAUGCUUACAAAAGUGUAAGUGCAACUAAAGCAUUUCUUUUAACUUUUCUCGCUCGGUGCCUUAGAGUUAUAUACGACAAACACUUGUAUGUGAGGGAAAGAUUAUUUUCACAUGAGGAGUGGCAGCUAUAGUUCAGGUAGUCAACCUUUUAACCAGAGAUGCCAACUCUGUAACCAAACCUCUUAUGCCUGCAAGGCAUGUGCUCUCCCACUGAAGCUCCUUUUUAAACUCCUAUUACUUUUCCAUAACAAAGUAUGUCCAACACCUUUUGUCUUCGUAUUAAAAGAGGCUUGAUAUUCAAGACUACUAGAGAUUGAUUUACCCAGGGGGUUUUCAAGUGUCGUAAACAGAUGUGUCUUCUUGAAGUGUAAUGGCUUGCUUUCAUCAGACAUGUAAAUUAGACAUCCCUUUAUACAUUUGAGUCUGUUCUUAGAGUAGCUUUGUCCAUUCACAUUUAAGGCUAUAAAACUAAACUCUGAUUUACUCAUGGGACAAUUUAUCAAGUGUGUGGGUUUUUUAAAAAAAAUUGCACACGGGUAUUCUAAAAAUAAAAAAAACUGAAAUUCCUUAUUACAGGCAGCUUAAUUGAAAUUCUGUGGUCCUCUACUGCCUGUCCACACCUUGUCCCCUUCUUCUGUUGUUUCCCUGUGUCUGUUCUAGAUUGCAGGCCUCUUGGGGUAAGGACCAGUCAUAUCUGUUCUUUGUGAAGUGUUAUGCACAUAUCAGAGGUGCUUUAUGAAUGAAUGAAUGAAUGAAUAAAAUUUUGCUGCCAUUUUGCGCAUAUAUAUAUAUAUAUAUAUAUAUAUCCUUUGAUGUACUCUGUUUUGAAGAGUUAUUUCGCUUUUGAGGUCAGGAGAUAAAAUUUCUAGGAUUAAAACCACUGAUUCAUUUACAAUUAUUGGAUUUAUGUGGGUUUCUUGCAGGCAUCCUCUAGGAGGAAAAGGGACGGAGACCAGCUUCCUCACAUAUAAACUGGACUUCUAAAGCAGUUUGUAAUCUCUGCAAUGACUUCCCUUUUCAGAUAAUGCUCGUGGAGGGAUUCAAAGGCCAGAAGGUGCAGGAUGUCAAGAAGCUUAUUCAGAGGAAGAUGGUAGACAAUGUGUGUAGUGGUUUGUAUUGUAUUUUAAGAUUAUACAGUGGCUUCCACAACACAGUUAUUGCUUGCUUGUCUCUACAGAGCACAGCUUGAUUUUUUGAAACACAAUCGUAGCCACGUGAAACUAAGCAGCACUAAGUCAAGUGCUUUGGUUUUGUUGCAAAACAGAAAUUAUUAUGCUUCACCUGUCAAAUAGAAAUAGCUGCUUUAUUUAGAUGGGUGCUUUGAAUCCUGUAGAGCUUGCUGUAUUCUUUAGUGAACUAAUCCUUAUCUGUUUGCUAAAGGCAAAGGUUUGUGGCUUUGAAAGUAACUGUUUAGGCAUAUUGGAGAAGAGCGGACUGUGGUGUGGUGACAUUUCUGUCCCUAUAAAGUUUUGAAAAGGAAAGACCAUGGGAGCAGGGAACUGAUGGGGUGGAGGUCUUCCUUCCUGCAGUCCACUGGCCUAUGUCAGCACAGAACUCCCCAUUUCUACCCACCAAAAGUGCAGAUGGGUAGAAAGCCCCCAAACAGGGCGUUGGGCUGGCUUGGGAUCCUUAGGCCUCUGAGCUACCCCCCACAGUUUCAGGCCUGAUCUAGGCCCGAUAUCUGUGCCAGAGACAUGCUGGCAUAACCUGGAACAAGCUUUUGCCUACCCCCCUGCCUUCUGUCCCAGCUAGUGUGAGCAAAGGGGCUGGGGAUGCUCUGUGGGUUCCACUGCCCUAUCAUGCCCCAUUGUUGCUUCACUUGGGCUUUAGAUUGCUCUGCAGUUUUGAAUUCUUCCUAUCUUACCAUGCAGUGGUUAAAUCUGGUGUACUUGCACAGUUCUUUCACAAGAGGGCAGCUGAAGUACUGAGAAUCAUGACUUUUGUUCCAUUGGCUUGAUGCUGUCCAUCUUUUUGAGAUUUUCUUGAUUGUGGAAUUAUUUUUAUUGCAUCAGUAAAGCGUUUGCUCUGGAUGGUCCAGGUUGUAGAAAAUAAAGCUCCAUAAUAUAGUCAUGUAAUGACAAUGAGUCCCAUUGUAUAGACAAAGGAACAGUCAAGCAUGAGUUGAAAGCCAUGCACAUGGGACAAUUGAGUUGCCACAGUUAGGUAGCUGCUUCCUUGAACUGCCUUGACUAUUGCUGAGCAUAUUCCCACUCUUGUGCCACAGAAAUUAAAUAAACUCUGUCCCUGUCUGCUCUUCCAACAGAACUGGUGAGCAUAGGUUUGGAUUAUUAAAUUGCUAUUAUUAGUCAAAUGGAAUUCAGGAUAGUUGCAUGGCUAAAGCUACUUCCCUAUUUCAUAAAUAUUCCCUUUUUUUGUCCCAGCAUUGUAAUCCCAUCCUUUUCUUUAUUUAGCAUGAAGCAAUGGUUUAUAUGGAGCCAGAGAAACAAGUCAUAUCUAGAUCUGCAGAUGAGUGUGUGGUGGCUCUUUGUGACCAAUGGUGAGUUGGAAGGAAAGAUGGAGCCAAGUUAGUUGCAUCCCUCACCGCCCUUCAUUCUAAGUCCUUUUGUCUGAUUUUUAGGUACUUGGACUAUGGUGAAGAAAACUGGAAGCGACAAACUUUUGAAUGUUUGAAAAACCUUGAGACGUAAGUUGUGGGGGAUAGGGACAAGGUAGAUGUGGGCUGACAUAAGCCCAGGAAGAGACAGCAAGGGUUAAUUAUCUUGCUUUUUCAGGUUUGGUGAUGAGACACGAAGAAAUUUUGAAGCCACUCUGGAUUGGUUGCAAGAACAUGCCUGUUCAAGGACAUACGGAUUAGGUAGGAUAAAACUUUUCCUAUUGUUUAAUUGGGAACUCUUGGCUAUAGGAGCAAUUUAAUAUUCUAAAUAUUUUUUAAAGCAUAUCUGCAAUGGCUGAUUCCCAUAGAGACAACAUACUCAGAAAAAUUAACAUCUGUCAUGAGCUGAAAUCAAGGCACACCUCACUUUUCCAUGUAGAAGCAUAUUCUAGAGAUCCAUAUAACUCCAAUGAGGAGUAUUGAUUCAGAAGUAGCUUGGGAUAGGACCCCCAAGUGUCACUCCCUGAAAAACUCAAGCGUGCUCCUUUCAGGUGUACCUCAAUUUCUAAGACGUUGAGUGAGUCACAGUUUACCGUACUAAUGGCUGCCAAGAGAGACAAGCUGAUAAAUAUUGGGUUGUUUUAAUCUGAAAUGUAAAAAGGCUCUUAAGCGUUUUUUUGUUGACAACUAAGGAAUGUGCUGACUACAACACAAAUAAUUUAUUUUGCUAUAUUUUUAGGCACACGUUUGCCUUGGGAUGAGCAAUGGUUGAUCGAAUCUCUCUCCGAUUCCACUAUCUACAUGGCUUUCUAUACGGUUGCUCAUCUCCUCCAACAGGGUAAUCUCCGGGGACAAGGACAGUCUCCAUUAGGGAUCAGGUGAGAAGAAAAGUUUCCCAGGGUAUAGUGUUUUACAUAAUAAUAAUAAUAAUAAUAAUAAUUUAUUAUUUAUACCCGUUCGAAAGCACAUCAAAGUGCAAGUAGAUAAAUAGGUACCGCUCCGGCGGGAAGGUAAACGGCGUUUCCGUGCACUGCUCUGGUUCCCCAGAAGCGGCUUAGUCAUGCUGGCCACAUGACUCGGAAGCUGUACGCCGGCUCCCUCGGCCAAUAAAGCGAAAUGAGCGCUGCAACCCCAGAGUCGGUCACGACUGGACCUAAUGGUCAGGGGUCCCUUUAUCUUUUUAUCUGGCUGGGUUUCCCCAGCCACUCUGGGCGGCUUCCAACAGAACACUAAAAAUCCCUGCCAUUAUUAUAGUGUCUUCAUGUUGAUUCACACUGUGUACCAGGUGAGGAGUCUGGAACGAAUUCGAUUCUUUGCAGGACAACUGUAAACUGCCACAUAGUUAGAAAAAAUGGUUAUCAGAAACCACCCUGAUUUUUAAUGUUAGUUCUGUUUCCCCAGGAAAUGAAAAAAGUGUUUGAAAAGAGAACCAGAUGGCUAAUCUUCACCUUCCUGGCAAUCUAUCUGCAAUCAUAAAUAGUUGAGGUUAACUAUCCCGUUAACUGCUUAUGUAGUCCACCACUAUGCAUUCAGUACGGUAGAUAUAUCUUCAGAUAUAAAGGCUAUUAUAGAACCUCUAGCAAAGGCAUGGGGAACCUGUGGUCCUUCAUAUGUUGCUGGACCACAACUCCCAUAGUCCUUGACUAUUGGUUAUGUUGGAUGGGGAUGAUGAGAUUUGGGAGUUCAUCAACAUCUGAAAGGCCACAGGUUCCCCAUCCUUGUUCUCAAGUUCAAGUUUAUUGCGGCCAAAGCCAGUGACACUAAACACCACAAGAUCAGACAACAAGAAAUCAGCAACAACUUCAGAAAAGAAAAAAGGUUACACAAAAGAACUUCACAUCCUUGUUCUAUGAUCAAAACUCUUUCUUCAAGCAAUUUUCUCAAUACCAAAUUGUCUAAUUUGACCUUCCAGCAUUAUUGCUUCUCUUAAACUUAAGGUUAGUCUUCUGUGGCAUACAAGAUGAAGGAUUAUAGUUUUGUAUUCAGUAUAGAAUGUUAAUUAGCUCCUGUCUUCUUGCUUCAAAAUGUCUCUUUCUAAUGAGGUUACUGCUGUGGUCGAUUAUGCAGUGGUUACUGCUGUGGUCAAUUGCACUUUUAAAUUGGGGAGUUAACUAGAUGAAGGUGGAGCAUAUCUUCUCUGGGUGAAGCCACAGAUGAAUGCUUUAGAAAUGGAAAUCCUAGCGAUAUUCCAGCACCCUCAUUCCUUUUUUAAACCUGAAGGUAACUGAAGACAGGAGGAUUGGUACAAAUGAGGGCUAUUUUUCAUAGGAAUAAUCUUUUUAAGGUAGCGUAGUGUCUGGUGAGUCUUUCCUCUGAACUCUUAAUUGGACUGCAUAGCAGUUGUCUGGCUCGCUUUUUCUCUCAUUAGAAAAAGCAGAGUGAAAUGAACAGAAUUUUAGCUUCACAGGAGCACUUCCCUUUGCUCCCAUUGCUCUAGUCAAAGUUUGUGGCUAUCUAAGAAGUCAUUACGCAAACCCUUCUAUUGCAUUUGAUGUCUUAAUUCAAAUUUGCUGAUUAAAUUUCUAAAGGGAAAUAGAAAAUUGAGUUAAGGUUAAUCCAAGCAACUUCUUUAAUAACAUUUUCAAAGAAUGUACGUAUGGCUCAAGUCAAGACAUAGGGUGGAAUUCAGGGUGGCUCUAUUGAAUUUAGCAUCUGCGAAAGCGUGUGAGCUUGCCAGACAGAAUGAUUCCCCCUAACCCCCAUGUGCACUAUUCUGGGGGUUCUCUUGAACUGCCCCAAGCCAAUUUGGGGUGGCACAUAGGAGGAGGAGACAGGGCAAAGCCCCUUGAACAGGCAGAGGCUCUUGUGAAACUUGCCCAUAUGAGUCACCACUCAAUCUGUAUGUGACUCUUAAUUCUGGACACAAGGAAAUUUACAGUUGUAUAUUUCCCCAUAUACAUUAUACCUGGAAUGGGGGGGUAUUUUCAUACCUCAAAUUGGAAAAAAAACCAUUUCUGGCUUUGAAAAAAUGGCUUUGAAAAAAUAAAUAAAACCAAGAACUUUUACUAUUAAUGAGGUGCAAACCUGGAAUGGUAACGGAGUGUUCCCACAUGUGUGAACUCUAUUCUCAAUGGCAGAUGUUGGCAUCAGGUCUAGUGUGGCUGCAGCCCAGGUUCAAAAUGUAUUCUGUAUUUUUAUGCUUUGAACUACCCUGAGAUAUUCAGAUGAAGAGCGGUGUAAAUAUUUAACAAAUAAAUAAAAAUGAAUAGGAGUCUUGGUUUGCAGGUAGUACUUUGUCUCUACAGUCAACCCAAUGUGUGCUAUAUUGAUGGCACAUUAAUGAGAUUUGUUACUAGUUGAAAUGUUCACCCACUAUUUCUAGUUUGUGGAGUCAAGGGGGUAAUCUCUCGAUUCUGAUCCAUACUCUAACUUGGCAACAUCUGUCUUAAACCCAUCAAUCAGCCUAGCUAUAACUGGUUCAUUUAGGAGCUUGAUGAGAAAUGCUAAACUGGCUUUUUUCUGGAUUACAACCUUUAACUUGUUUUCUCCUGUCAGUAUUACUUUUAAAAAAAGAACGAGGACAGGAAAAAUGUAUUGUCAUGGUAGUGCUGGUUUGUGAAACCUGUGGCCCUCCAAGUAUUGUGGACUCCAGCUCCCCUCAGGCCUGACCAGCAUGGCCAGUGGCCAAGGAUGAUGGGAGUUGUAGACUAGAGACAUCUGCACAACCACAGCUUCCUCAGCCCUGUGGUGGUUCAUGAAUGUAGAAGGCUUAUGUCAUACUAUGUGUAACUGAGCAGCCUAGUAGAAUGUAGAUGCAGAGCUUUGUACAGUGGUACCCUGGUUCUCAAACUUAAUUCAUUCUGGAAGUCCAUUCCAAAACCAAAGCGUUCCAAAACCAAGGCAUGCUUUCCCAUAGAAAGUAAUGCAGAAUGGAUUAAUCCAUUCCAGACUUUUAGAAACAACCCCUCAAACAUGCAAUUUAACGUGAAUUUUACUAUCUAAUGAGACCAUUGAUCCAUAAAAUGAAAGCAAUAAAUAAUGUACAGUGGUACCUUGGGUUACAUACGCUUCAGGUUACAGACGCUUCAGGUUACGGACUCCGCUAAUCCAGAAAUAGUACCUCUGGUUAAGAACUUUGCUUCAGGAUGAGAAUAGAAAUUGCACGGUGGCGACGCGGCGGCAGCAGGAGGCCCCAUUAGCUAAGGUGGUGCUUCAGGUUAAGAACAGUUUCAGGUUAAGAACGGACCUCCAGAAUGAAUUAAGUAUUUAACCCGAGGUACCACUGUAUUGCAGUCACGCAAUCAAUCAGUAGCUGAACUGGGUUCCACACAGUCAGCAAAAACAACAAAAAAGAGCCGCAAAAACAAAAAUGCAAAAUAAAUAGCAAAAACAUACAGACUUCAGCGUAACACUCAAAUCAGAAGUGUAACACUCAAAACGGAGCACGUUCGGCUUCUGAAAAAAGUUUGCAAACCGGAACAUUUACUUCCGGGUUUGCAGUGUUUGGGUUCCAAGUUGUUUGAGUACCAAGGUGUUUGAGAACUAAGGUACCACUGUAUACUUUGUUCUGUAUACACUGUAGUACUUAUACUUAGCAGCAUAAUAGAUGCUUAAGAUAACUGUCACUAUUUCUCCCCUGCAUAACUUUUGUCCUAAUCUGUGCAGGGCAAACCAGAUGUCCAAAGAGGUUUGGGACUACAUCUUCUUUAAGACAGCGCCAUUCCCAGCAACAAAGAUCCCCAAAGCAGCUUUGGAUAAACUGAAGCAGGAGUUUGAGUAUUGGUAUCCAGUGGAUCUACGUGCUUCUGGCAAGGACCUUGUUCCGAAUCACUUGUCAUACUACCUUUAUAAUCAUGUGGCCAUGUGGCCAGAUCAAAGGUUGGUUUGAAGUACUUUCAAAUCUUUAGCUGCAGCCAUACACACAGUCACAAUAAGUCUUCAUUGCAGACCUCUUUUGAGUUCAUCUGAGGCCUGAAAGUGAAUUGCUCCUGUACAGAGGAAGAGACAUUUGCAAGAUCUGUGUGGGAUUAAAACAUGGCUAUAACUUUAUUAAACAGCUAAUAGGCACCUGAGCCUCGAUUUGAUCAUUCUUCCCUCCAGUUAUACAAUGCAGAUUAACUAACACUUAAUUGAGGCUUUGGGAAUGGCUAUCUCCUGCUGCCUCCCAGAUGGGUUGUCCUCACUCUGGCUCCAAGCCUAAGAAUAGUAGUGUGUCUUGCACUGUUCAUUGCCAACAGCCUUCAAUGUGCACCGAGGAGGGCCUGUCAUAGUUGCUUGUCCACAAGCCCGAAUGUCUUCAGGGUCAAAAGAUUGCUAGGCCUCAAGGAAUUUGGUUCCCCAGGUGCCCUCCAGACAGUGUGCCUUGAUUGAUUUGGAUAAGCCUCACUUCACUACCUGGGUGCCUUGGGAUGCUCACCGUCUUACACUAUUUUCAAGAGCUCAGUGUUCAGAGUGUGUUGCAGAAUAUGUAUGUUGUGAACUGGACACAUAUAUAAAAAUAAAUAAAUAAAUGUUUUCUGGCCCUUCCAUCUUGGAGGAUAUGCAAUCAAAGUUUUAAGAACAAGCACCAUACAAACUGCAGCAAAGCUUUAUUCUAAUUUGUGUAGUUUCUCUGGGUGGCAUGAAGGAGGCCUCCAGAACAACCAAGGGUUUCAGUGUCAGGCCUAUUCAACCAGGAUAGUUGAAUCCAUGUGAUCUAGGAGACAGUAGCUGGUUCUUAUGUUCCAUUGGUUCUGUUAACAUGGUAUUUCGUUGACAUAUAUGCUUUUUGAACCUUAACACAUCCAUUGCAUUUGAGCAAAGACAUAGUGCAUGUCCUGCAUUUCUUUUCCCUUGAAGAAUAUUGUCAUCCCUGUGGCUCUGCUUCUGGGAGGGCCUUUAAAAGUUUAAGAAAAAUAAAAGAAUCUUUUUCAUGUAUGUCUUCUAAUGCAGAGAAAAAUGGCCAGUAUCUGUAAGAGCAAACGGGCAUCUCCUCCUAAAUUCAGAGAAGGUACUUUAUUUGUUUAUACUUUUGUGAUGGUUAGGACUGACAGAUCUCAACAAUGAAAACCAGGCAGAAAUCUUUAUUUGGGUAGAGUGACUGAGGGUUAGAAUGAAAUGAAUAUAAAAAUGUCUACGUGUGAGUGUUGGUGUGUGUUUAUUUCAGGGGAGUUCAGUUUUAUUAUUGUUCUCAUGGAUAGCACAUUGCUUAACUUUUCUCAUCAGAUAGUGGACAGAUUUCCUGUAACCCGCCUCUGUUUGACAUUCCUAUCCCACAGAUGUCUAAAUCUACAGGCAACUUCCUCACUCUGUGCGAAGCUCUGGAUAAGUUUUCUGCUGAUGGUAAGAGGGCAUAUUAGCUUGGCAUUGGAAAAAAAAAUCUGCUAAAACUGUUGGCCAGGUUAUACUGGUAAGCCUCAGCCAAAUUGGAAAACAAGAAUAGGGGGCACACUGGUUCUUCAUUUCCAGCUACUAGUGUAAAUUUUUAAUUUAACCCUUUUUUGUGUCAACCCAGAGCUAUUGAAGAAGGCACCAAAUUCAAAAUGAGCCAAAUUGCAUCUGGAAAGAAAGAAUCAGAAAUGCAACUAGUUAUAUUUGGAGCUGUGGCUACAGAAGGAGUUUGAAUUCAAGCCGGAUUACAAACCGUAGCAGGAAUUGGAAGCACAAUUAAGAGUGUGCUCUUGAUUUUUCCUUUGAAAUUGACUGCCCAUUAAUAAAUUGACUGAUUAAUAGGUGCCCAGCUCCACCCACCUGUCAAAGUGGCAUGGCAGGGAGGAGCUUUUGAUCUGGCCCACCAGCUAGAUCCAGUUCCUCACCCCUGCUGUCCAUGGAAAACAGGAGCUCCAGCUGAUCAACCUUUUCAGGUUGCAUAUUGGGAGGUCAUGACAGGAAGGACAUGCCAAUGCAUGAGAACUUCAAAACGUUUGUCAGUGCUAUUCUUUAAGCAUGUUCUUCCCCACUGAAAAUCUUUCUAACUGUUGUAGUUGCCUUCUGAAAUGUAAUUUCAAUGAAGUUGCCUUCUGAAAUGUAAUUUCAAUGAAGAGUUGCAGUGAUGCUGUCUAUGAUGUUUUUAGCAAUGUUCUCAGAUAUUGAUGUGGAAAAGUAGUUGGGAGUCAGGCUGUACUGUCCUUUUUACAGGGCACCUGAUGUUCUAACACUGACUUGGUUUCCUUCUAGGCAUGCGGCUGGCAUUGGCUGAUGCAGGUGAUACUGUUGAAGAUGCAAACUUUGUGGAAGCCAUGGCAGAUGCUGGCAUCCUCCGCCUGUACAACUGGGUCGAGUGGGUGAAGGAAAUACUUGCUAACUGGGACAGUUUGAGAAGUGGGCCUGCCACCACCUUCAACGACAGAGUUUUUGCCAGGUACCAUGAACAAGACCAACUUUCUAGCUCAGAAAAAAAAUGUGGAUCCCCCCCAGGACUGUUAUGUAUAAUCAUGUUAAAUCACAGAUUCCUGCAUGUUGGCACUUCUCUUUUAUUUCGAUCUAACUAUAACUUUCUCUGUUCUUCUCUUCCUCCAUGCCCUGCCCAGUGAAAUGAGUGCAGGCAUCAUGAAAACAGAUCAAAACUAUGAGAAGAUGAUGUUUAAGGAAGCUCUGAAAACAGGCUUUUUUGAAUUUCAGGUAGGCUGUCCACUUUCUGUAGCACAGGAUUUUAAAAGUUUGAAACUUAAAAUACAUUUAAAGAAUGCAAUAACAGUUGGUGGUAAAGCAGUUGGUUUGAAAUUUUGCUGCCUGCUAGAAUAAUAGUUUUACUUGGCUCUGCUACUUCUGACCCUUUAGUGGGAGAUGCCAGGGAUUUAACAUGCACACAAUUCAGCACUAAACUAAGACCUCUCCCACAGUGGCCGGUCUGCUUUUGCUAUGUUGUGCAGCACAGAUUUAGCAUUAUGCUAGAAGGGUAGGUAGAAAGACAUAAAAUUCAUAUUCCUGUAGCCAGUAGUCUUUGUUAAGCAUUAUACUUCCACAGGAUGUUAUUUCCCUUCUGACAACCAGGGAUUUACAGUCAUUGGCAGGCAGUAAAGCGGGAGGGCCAAUAAUUAAAGAAAAAAUUGUUUCCUUUAUCUCUCUCUUCUUUUAGCAAACUUAAUUUUAAUCAAGGAUGGAUGGAUCAGAAAAUGUAUUCCUGCUGCCAUUAAAAAGCAGGAUGUUUUUCACUUUAGUCCAUAAGGUGUCAGCAACUCUCCAAAAUAUCUGCAGCAGCAUAUUGCUUUGCUUAAUAAUGAAUUGCUCUGACUCCUUUACGCAGCUGACUUUCAGGAGUGUGGUUCGGCUGGCUGAACUAUGUGCAUAAUAAUCUAUCAUAUUUAUUGCCUCUUUUUUUCCUUACUACUUAAUGGUAGCUUUUUAUGUGGGCCAUUCAGAAUGAUAGUGCCUAAUAUACAGUUACAGUUAUCCUUGACUUUUAUGUCUGUGCCGAUAGAUGUCUUUUUUAAGAGCCAUAAUAAUGUAAAGCUAUAUAAUGUCCCACUGGCAGAAUUUCAUUUGGUCCUAAUCCCAGCAGGUUUUUUUAAAAAAUAAAAAAUAUGGUCCUUUUAAUAAUCCAUUAUAGGAUUAUAAGUAGUUUAUGUUUUAAGGACAUAUUAAAGCAAGGAGAUUGGCUUUUAUGCAAUGCUUUUCCAUGACAGUUAGACUGUUUUUACGGUGCUUGUGCUGGCUCUCUUUCAGGCAGCAAAAGACAAGUACCGUGAACUAGCUAUCGAAGGAAUGCACAGGGACUUGGUGCUCCAGUUUAUCGAAUCUCAGACUCUCCUGUUGGCUCCAGUCUGCCCUCAUGUGUGUGAACAUAUUUGGGCAUUGCUGGGCAAGGUAUGGCUGUUUAUUUAUCGCUAGUGAACCGCUUUGCAGUCGUCACAUUUUCCCUCUUUGUGAUCGUAUCUCAGCUAAAUAUAGCAGUUCUGCAAACCAAGCACAAUCCAUAGCCUUUGUAUGGCCCUAUUAGACUUCGUCAUUAUGUUGGAACAAGGAAGGUAAGAACUGUUCCUCUCUUCUAAUCCCAGUGUCUGUUGUUAACUCAAAUUUAAAGACUGACUCCAUCAUGAAAGCUUCCUGGCCUGUGCCUGGCCCUGUGGAUGAAAUCCUGAUCCGUUCCUCCCAGUACCUCACAGAAGUAGCUCACGAACUCCGUCUGCGCCUCAAAAACUACAUGGCACCAGCUAAAGGAAAGGUAAAGGCCUAUGCCCCCCCCCCCCGCCCCGGCUGUUCCUACACUGGAUGGUUUUGAAGAAUCAUUCCCUCUGAUGAGAAAGGUCUCCUUUUGUUUUCUAGAAAGGGAACAAAGAAGCACCCCAGAAGCCAUCCCACUGUACCAUUUACGUGGCCAAGAACUACCCCCCAUGGCAGCACACUACGUUGUCUGUUCUGCGCAAGCAUUAUCAGGUGAUCAUCCUACCUAAAUUCCCUCCCAUUGCUUGCUUGUUGGCUUAUUGAACGGUUUUCCAUCCUGCCAUUCCACCAGACUGUCUGCAACAGGCAUAGGCAAACUCGACCCUCCAGAUGUUUUGGGACUACAGCUCCCAUCAUCCCUGACCACUGGUCCUGUUAGCUAGGGAUGAUGGGAGUUGUAGUCCCAAGACAUCUGGAGGGCCGAGUUUGCCUAUGCCUGAUCUGCAAGGUGGCUUACAUUCCAAUAAUAACUGUAGUAAACCCAGCAGAGCAAUAUGAGAAACAGUACACAGUAACAGUAAUUUGUUAAAGCCAGUAAGAAAGAAAACAAGAAUGUCAGCUAUCUCCCCAUUUUACUUUAUUAUUUGCUUCUCUCGUCACUUUCUUCUCUCUGUCUCUCCUGAAAAUAAAACUAACUUGGCAUCAAGUUAUUGAAUCUAAGGGGGAAAUAAGUGUUUCCAGUGUUUUAAUAAGAUUAUUGCAGUUUGGUCGUAAUGUCCUUUUUGGGUGCGUGAUUAUGUUUGCUGUAUGACAUCAUUUCUAGUGAUGUUUUGGAAAUGGAGUUCAUUUGAAAAUGGGUUCAGCUUUGUUAUCCUUAAUCUUUUGCCAAAUGCAAAGCUUAGUUAGCUGCUUAUUUAAGUGCCUGUUCUGCUGCAGCAAUACUGGCUGUGUUCAGACGAGUGUAACUUCCUUAUUAGGCAAGGAGCUUUGAGGUCCACUCUAGUCUUUGGUGAGUAUAAUAAUUCUCUGGCUUUGUAAGAAAUAUACUAGAGCACAAUAAAUUCUUCUGCCUUAAAACUUGCAUAAUACUAAGAAAUCCGGCUUGAAAAGCUGCAGUCCCUGAAUUCUUAAGCUUCUGGAACUGAUCCUUUAACUCUUGUGGCACAAGAACAACAGCAGCACUCAAGCAGAACAGCUAAGUAUCAGAGUUGAUUUGUGGAUUCGCUGUGUCUUUUCAAACUGCAGUAAUGUGGUUAAAUUAAUUUUCUUCUAAUUAGGAACAAGCAUGUCUUUGUAACUUGGUGUCCACUGCCAUCAAUCCAUAUUGAACAGAAAGAAUAUGGAUCUUACUAACAAGGCAGAAUGAAUUGUACUUUCCCAUUUACUUUGGGGCUCCUAUCGAUGAAGUUAAAUUGUAGUGUGAACUUGGGGAGAGGUUGGGACACUGGUGCUGACAGCAUGUAAUGUUUCUCUCUCCACCCCACCCUUCUUUAUUCUUUUAAUAACCCUGUGAGAUAGGUUAGGGUCAGAGAAAAUGAUCUGUGGCCACCCAGCAGCUUUGUGGCUCCAUGGAAGUUUGCCCAAGGGUUUCCCUGGUCCAAUGCUGUAACCACGACACCACCCUGCAGUUCUUUGCAUGUGGCACAUGAAAAAUGCAGUUGUGUGAAAGUGGUAGCAGAGAAAGUGAGAGAAACAGAUGCCUGAAAUUCCUUUCUCCUGCAGUGGAAGCAGACAUAUGUCCAAGCAUGGAUCCUAGCAUACCUUAGGGCCCGCCAAGCCCAAAGAAGCCCAUGUAUUAGGAGUUAUCAGGUUGCUCAAUAAACCUGCCUCUCUCUUGAUCCUGUUUUUAUAGUUCUAGAAGCCAGUACAAACAAGAGGCUUACUGUGCUCUUCGUGGGCCACGACACAACGGCACUGCUGUGUGCGGCGUGGUAGAUUGCAGCUUGUGAAGGACUGAGCUCAUAGAUUUUUCUAAAUGAUUUGGGCUGGGCAUGAUGUUUAGGGUGAAGCCACACAUACAAAGAAAGACUUGCCAAAUAAAGAUUUGCGGCUGUGUUGUUUUCUCUAUUGAUUAGAAUAACUUUCUAAAAAGCAGUUUUUAAAAGGGAAGUUAGAAGGAUGCUCCCCAUGGGAAUGUACCACAGAAUUAAGAUCUUCAAGGAGGAAAGUUUUAGGCAUCUGGGGUAAACUUAAAUGAAGGCUAUAUGUGCUUGCUACAAAAACGAGAACUGCCAUGCAGUGGUUUAAUUGGAUUUUAUUUUAUUUCUUAAAAAAGGAUCUCAUAUGUGUUUUUGUUGUAGACCAAUGGAGGACAACUACCAGACAAUAAAAUAAUUGCCACUGAACUCAACUCCUUGACAGAACUGAAGAAAUACAUGAAAAGGGUUAUGCCUUUUGUUGCUAUGAUCAAGGUCAGUCUUCCUGCAGCUUACGGGAGGGGGGUUAUUGGUUUGUUUCUGUUUUUUGUUUUUAUUGUGUAUUUUAUCUUUUUUAAAUCUUGUUUUUCUUUUGUAUUUUUCUGUUGUGAACUGCCCUGAGAUCUGUGGAUGAAGGGCAGUAUAUAAAUUUAAUAGUAGUAAAAUUUCAUCCCUUGAAAAUUUGAACCAAAAUGGGUAAUGAAAUUGGUGGUCACAUUGGCUUGUGUCCAAUUAUGUUCCUUCACUCACAGAAGGCUCUUCAUUCCAGGGGAAGGUUCUGCGAAUAGAAAGGGGAGGCAAUUUUAGCAAAUUCUCUCCUUCCAUAGGGUGCCCCAGCCCUCUUGAGCAUGUUUUGUGCGCAAGGAUUGCUGGGGUGUACAAAGGGAGGAGGGUUUAAGGGGAAAAAAUAUGCCUCCCUCUCCUGUUCAUGGAAGCUGGAACAAAGAGCCUAGGACUUAAAAACCCACUUCAUUGUUACCAGUUAAAUUUGGAAGUAACUACCUUGGGCUCCUGGUUAUAGCAAAGACUUCCAUUUUGUUCUAUAGCUUGGGAUCACAACUUGAAUGCAGCAAGAUUUCUCCUGAGAAAAGAAAAAGAAAGAGAGAGACAUUAAGAAAUACAUUUGAUAACUGGAGGAGAAAGCAUGACUUUAAAAACAGAGCUUAUUGGCCACAUUUAAAAUCUCCCUGCAUUAUCAGUUAGUCAGAGUAGACUAAAAUGCCAGGAGGAUUUAACUGAUGCACUUAAAUAACAACUGUUAAGUAAUAAUGACCCACAUGGUCAUUGCCCAAGCAUUUUCUGAGCCUUGAUAAUGUGCUGAUAAUUGUUGCUGGCUGCGGUGGGUGUUGUUAUAUUGUUACUUUAAAACAGUCAUGAUGGUUUAAUGCAAUUGCUUUAAUAGCUUUUUUGUAAACCACCUAAAAAUGCUCUGACUAGAAGGUGGUGUAUAGGUUUAUGUAAAUCAAUAAUGUAAAUUCCUGUGGCCCAUGGCUGUAGAACAAAAUUAGAAUGAGAAGAUGCUUCACAGGGUACUAAAUUCACAGAAGUAUAAUUAACUAGAUAGAUAGAUAGAUAGAUAGUAGUGAUCGAAAAGAAGAAUGUGUCAUGACUUUUAGAAAAGAGUGGUGUGUUUUUUUACUACUUAAAUUGUAGCUCCAGUGGUACAUUGGUUUCUCUCUCUCUCUCUCUCUCUCUCUCUCUCUCUCUCUCUGUGUGUGUGUGUGUGUGUGUGUUUAGAGGCACAGUUAGCCUUGCCACGCUAAAUAAAUGCUAGGCACAUUUUUUUUUAUUUUUUUUGCUGAAGCACCUAGCUUGCAGAACGACAGUAGAAUGGGAAGACAGCUGUUGCUUAUUCUCUUUAUCAAUGUGUGCUUUCUUUAGCCAAGGUAACAAAUCCAGCACACUGUUCCAAUUCAACAAAAUUGCUUUCUCAUGCACCCCUUCCUGUCGAACACAUUGGUAGUAGCAGAAAGAAUACUCUGCAUACUUGAUGUAGCAGUAAUCUAACUCCAGCAGAUUGUCCUUGGUAUGCAUUUCUGGAAUUUUGCAAGAGCUGUAGCGUUUGGACUGAGAUGAGAUUAUAUGUGGAGGUUUCUAUCUCAGCUGCCUCUGGCCUGCCAGGCCUUCCCAUUUGACUCGCCCUGCAAUUUUGGUCAAGCUUCACCCACCUGACAUCUUAUAUGACAUCAGGUGGGCAGGUAAAAAGAGGCUUCUGAAGUCCCAAUAAUCAGGGGUGCUUCACAAGUGCUUCUUAAGACCUGCACACCUACUGGACUUCUGCGGUGCUGACAAUCAGUUGCUUCAAAGCAUAGUGCAGGACUCUUUGGCAUUGUUAUUGGACAACAUACAGAUCUGUGACUGCUCUUUGGGCUAUUUCUUGGAUAGUGUAGAUCUUUGUUUCUUGCCAGACUAGAUAUUGGGGGGGGGGUUUGGGGGGGUGUCAGUUGCUCCACAAUGUUUAUUGGCUGCCCAAAUCACAGAAGUGAGGAGGAGAGCAGUGAUACCUGCAGUCACCUCCAGAUGUUCUCACAUAGCUCAUGAGCCACAUUUUAGUGAUGUUGCUUUUUGUGGCAACCUCUUUGUACAGUUGGCUCGCAGUGGGUGCAUUCUGCCUGCAGAGGGGACAAAAGAUUCUAUGGCCUGCAAUUUGGCCUUCAAGCUCAGUCCUGUUGGACAUCUUGGUGUAAAGGAAUAGAAUGGCAGCUUGCUGAAUACACACAGCCUGGGUAUGCAAGAAGACAAGAUUGUUAUGUAUGUUUCAAAAUUUCUGACAUAAAACUACUAUUGUCAUUUAAAUGCUAAAGCUUUAGAUUCUUUCCUGUUUAGAGGCGGGAACUGUAUUUAAUUAAUUAAAAACUGUAAAUUUUGCUAGGAGCUUUAGACACAUUUGCUGUACGCAAUGAAUUUUUGUCAGAUGUUUUCUGUCUUGGGCUUGCUCAGCUGCACUAUUCAGGUUUCACAGAGAUGACCCAAUUUAAAAUAUAUGCUUUCCAUAUUUUUGGCAUCACAGGAGAAUCUGGAGAAGAAAGGGCCACGUGUUCUUGAUCUGGAGCUGGAGUUUGAUGAACGGGCCGUACUCAUGGAGAAUAUAGUCUACCUGACAAAUUCCUUGGAGGUGAGCAUUUGUCACGGAGUUAAUGGCUCAAGUCGAAAGAGCUUGAAGACACACUGAAUGUCUAUAUAUGUCUUUUUUGGUUUAAGGUUGCCCGUGCACAUUUAAUUGUUAAGCUUGCAGAAGUUAUUUAUCAGUGGAUUAGCUUACAAGUUGUGUGUGGGGUGGGAAGUCCCUAAUAGAAUUACGUGAUUACGUUGGUGAUCACUUUUUGUAUCUGAGUCCAAUCCUUCCCCCCCCUUUUUUUUAAAAAAAUAGUUUUUAUUAAGUUUCUUACCACCUACUACAACAAAAAAGAAAGAAACAAAAUCACAAAUAUAAACAAAGAAGAAAAUAGAAAAAGAAAAAUACAUGUCAACAAACACCCAGACAAUACAAAUUAAUUGGUUAUUUAAACUUCUAACAUCAUAAACAUGGUUUUGACUUCCUUUGAGCCCUCCCAUCUGAAUUUCCCUGUAUUUAAAUGUAGCAGUUUUCCAAUAUCAUUAUUAAAACACAGUAUUCCAAUUAAAAUAAAAUUUCUUACCUUUUCUUAAAGUUCUAGAUCUCAAUUAUUUUACUAACUCUUAAUUUCCUCCUAGGCCAAUUUAGUACUUUCAAGUAAUUUCUAAUUUUUAAUAUUACACUAUUUAUUCAAAUAGUCUUUAAAUUUCUUCCACUCUUCUUGAUAUUCCUCCUCUUUCUGGUCACGGAUUCUUCCAGUAAGGUCAGCCAACUCCAUAUAUUCCAUCAUUUUCAUCUGCCAUUCUUCCAUAGUUGGUUGUUCUUGUGUUUUCCAUUUCUUGGCUAUAAGAAUUCAAGCAGCAGUUGUGGCAUACAAAAAUAAUUACAUCUUUCUUGGGUAAUUCAGAACCUAUUAUUCCAAGGAGAAAGGCCUCUGGUUUAUCUGAGUCCAAUCCUGCUUGAUAGUUUGAAUGUUGGAAGUAUUCAGUAAAAAAAGAACCUAAAGUUUUGUGGCAUUUCAAAGAUAACAACUUUAUUAUGGCAUAAACCUGUACAGACAUAUGCCAUAAUAUUUUUUGGGGGGGUCUUUAAGGUGCCAAGAGGCUCUCCAGAUUUUAGUGACCAAGAGCACCCUAAAUUGGACUUCUAUAUUCAGUAUCAUUGACCUUCAAUGGAAAGGAGAGAUUUUAUCAAAUGCAGCCAGCUUCUCUCUCUCUCUCUCUCUCUCUCUCUCUCUCUCAUCAUCUUACUACUUUUUACGUGAAUAACGUUAUUGUCCCCACUUAGCUUGAUUUUCUCUCAAGGUAAGAAGAUGGUUUGGAAAUUCUCGACCAUUUUAGUGGAGAAUUUAUUCAAGAUAUAUCCUGUAAACACAAUCAUCAUCAUUGAAUGGAUUUGUAGCCAACCUUUUAGGGUAUAUCUAACAGCAUCUAGCUGUAAGUCAGAGCUGCUGUCAGUUGCUUGGAGAUAAAUUUAUGUAAUGGGAAGUGCCUGAUUUGGGCCAGUCUUGGGCACAACUUGCUGUCAGCAGUAUCUUUCUUUAGAAUCUUCAUUGCUACAAAGAAAUACAUGAAUGUGCUUCAAGAGAAUUAAAUGUUGGCAUACUCCUGUGAUUGCUGUACUAUCACCCCCUGCACCACCAAUGUUUUGAACUUUCCUUCUUCUUCCUCCACAGCUGGAACAUAUAGAAUUGAAGUUUUCUUCUGAGGGAGAUGAGAAAAUCAAAGAAGAUUGUUGUCCUGGAAAACCAUUCUGCACAUUCAGAGUAGAAGUAAGUUUGCAAGUCUACUUCCUUCACUGAUUUCUGAGACUUUGUUCCCCACUUAACUACAGUGGUACCUCUAGUUACGAACUUAAUUCGUUCUGGAGGUCCUUUCUUAACCUGAAACUGUUCUUAACUAGAGGCGUGCUUUCGCUAAUGGGGCCUCUUGUUGCCACUGUGCCGCUGGCAAACAAUUUCCGUUCUCAUCCUGGGCCAAAGUUCUCAACUUGAGGUAACUCUUCCAGGUUAGCGGAGUUUGUAACCUGAAGCGUUUGUAACCUGAGGCGUUUGUAGCUCGAGGUACCACUGUACUUUAUGUGCCCUGCAUGAGGCAUUGGAAACUGUCUAUGUAUCUGAGAGAAAAGUCUAAGAUGCAUCACUGAAGGACGGGGGCUAGACCUGCCAGUAAUGUCUGGUAAGAGCACCAGUCCUUUCUCCACUUCUCAGUGGUAUCUAAGGUUGCACCCUGUUAAUUCUACCCAUAGAACUCAUUAGGAACCACUGAGACUAAGCUCCAAUCCUUGGAUUCCAUUUCUUGAUGCUAGACUGGGGACUGUUUUAUGCAUAGCUUGAUGCAUGAAAAGCCUGCUAUUUUGACAUGCAGUGAGUGAGUGCAGCCUGUCAGGCCUUUUGGUUUGGUCCUUGAGACUCUUCCCAGGCCACACUCCCAUCCACAGGCAGCAGCCUCCCUGGGUGCCUUUGGCUGGCUGGAAUAUGCCCUUGGGCUAGGGGAUGGAGAGGGGAGUGUGUGUAGAAAUAUUUUCCUUUUCCCUGGUGGGAACGUACAAACGAUUGAAUCCAGGGCCUUCUGCAUUCAAGGCAGAUUCUCUGCCACUGAGGUGUAGCCCUUCAGCAAAUGGACAGGGCUCCAAGCUCAGCUCCCUAAGGUAACGGGAGGUGAUUUUUGGCCAGUCGCUAUUGCUUUAGUGACUUCACAAGCUGAUCAUGAGGAUAAAAUGUGUGGAGGAGAACAAUGAAUUCUACUCUGAGAUUCUUGGAGAAAAAGUGGGAUAAAAAUGUAACAAAUACAUUAAAACACACACAAAUGAAUACAGGCGUCCCCUUACUUGUGCAUAUUCAACUCUCGUGCCACCAUGUAUAUGUGCGACUUCCGGAUAUAAUUUUUAAAAAGACUUAAACUUCAAAAAGGCACAGAGGGACAAAAACGGUGGGGAAAGAGUGGGGAAACCGCAAAAAUGGCUUGAAAAGAGUGGGAAAAUGGCUAGCAAUCCCAGGAGCCUUUGCAGCUGCAAUUCUAUGAGGUUUAGAGGGUGUUUACAGACUUUUUAGAUGGUUUCCUCCACCAUAUGCAAUUUCACAUAAAUGUGUGGUACCCUGGAACGUAACCCCUGUGUAAGUGGGGAGACAUCUGUGUACAUAAGAGUAUCAACUGCAGCUGAAAUGCUUAGACUUCUAUAUAUCAUUUUGUACAGGUGGAAGUAAGCCAUAUUGGCAAGUUGUGAUCCAAGAUACAUGGUAACAAGUAACAAGUCUCUACCAUCAGGUUGGAUAUUUGACAUUUUUCCACCUACCUCUUGUUUUUCUUAUAGCCUGGUGUGUCUGUUUUUCUGGUGAAUCCUCAACCAGCAAAUGGCCACUUUUCUACAAAAAUAGAGGUCAGGCAAGGAGAUGGCCGAGAUGCAAUAAUCAGGCGCUUGAUGAAGAUGGACAGAGGAAUCAAAGGUAAAAUUUAGGUCAAAUAAUUCAGCCAGCUAGAUGUUAAAAUUCCUACAAAGCAGCUUAUCCAGUAAAUGCUGAUUGUCAAAAAUGUGUUUUCUUACUCACUGGAUGUCUCACAUGGUUCUAACUAUAAAAUCAGGCCUCUGUUCACUUGCUACUAUUUGUAUUGGUUUUCUGUGGCACUGUUUGUGUGCAACACACUUUACAAUCUUGUCAAUCUAAGAUUUGUCAGAUGCUACCAAAAGAGGCCUUUGCUACAGUGAUUCUUACAGGAGGUUUGCUGGUUAGAAAAGAGCACCAAUUGUGUAUACACUGUACAUGAUUUUAUAGACGCUACCUUUAUUAUGGUAUCAGUAAUGGUUUGAACAAUGACCAGAUUGUUAGCUGCGUCCCCCUGUGGUGAGAAGAUCCCUGUGGGAUCAGCUUGCCUUGAGUCAUUCCUUCCUCUUGGAGUUGUCCGGAAUCUGGAGCAGAGCCCAAGAUUCAUUUCUUGUAGAUAUGCCUGUUGAUAGCAAUGAUCAAUUACUGUUAGUGAAGAUGUUGAAUCAGGAUGGACUCGGCAAUGAUUUUCUAACUAAAAAGAGACUAAAUUGUAUUAUUUUUGAGCUCAUGCCAAGACUGGGGCCCCCUCAUGCUCUUAAGUAACCUCACUGGCAGCACAGCCUUAGCAUAGCCCACCAUGAUCAUCUUUAUCCCUUUUCUUUUCUUGAAACUAACCUCACAGUGUCUGUUGCAGCAGGAGGAGCUUCAUGUUGGGGAGUGGGAUAUGCAUCUGGUACCAGAGCCCCUAUUGUGCUCUGGAAUGCUGCUGCAGCAGGAACCCAGAAUUUCUGGGAUAGGGUUGGAGCCACAGCCAAGGCCAUUAUGAGCCCGAGCCAGAACUUCACAGGACAAUUGUGCUCACCUGGGGAUUUCUGAGCCUACUUAUCCCUCCCUCCCUCCAGAUCUGAAGUCAACCCCCUCUCCACCAGCUAAUGUUCGCUUAUUGCAGGCCUGAUCCUGCAACUUAAAUGUGAAAGAUGCAUUAAUCCAUUUCAAGUCCCCUGAGCCACCCACUCCCACUCAACUCCCACUUUCUUAAUGCAUGAACCACAUUAUUUUCAAGUCUUAAAUUUCAAACUAUACAGUGUUAGAGGUGGUAAGUAUUACCUCCAUCUCCCUGAAAGCACUUAGGGCUCACCAGCAGUAAUGACUUGUAGCAUAAAGGCAUUAAAGCAAAUGCACAUUCUCACUCAAGAGCCGGAUUUGACAUCCAUAGCUGCUGUGAAAAAAUCUCUCUUUCUUUCUUGUAAUAUAGAAGUUAGCUUCAACAAAUUAUUUAUUUGUCAGUUAAGGCUGAAAACAAAUUUGUAAAAAUUGUUUGUGUUUAAAAAUAUAAAAUGUUACCAAUUCUGUGUCCCAAAGUUCCUGAGAUUAUUUACUCUUGAUGUUUCUUUGGUGCCAUUUUCAAUUUUCACUAUAACCUUCUUUAAUUCUAAACCUUAAAUUUGGUGACUUUGUUUUAAAAUUCAGACUGAAAAUCUUACUUGUCAGAUCUAACUAAUAUGCUCACAGAAAACCCGCAUGCUGGCUUCAGUCUGCGCCAUCAAAUGCUGUUGACCAAAACAAAAUUGUUUUGCAUUGUUUCUGAAAGAUGCUCAGGCUUUGACAAACCUCCUGGGAGGAAGAGUUUGGUGACUCAAGGAUUAUUUUUGUUUGCAAUGGGAGUUGCUGGGGGUGGGGAGUAAAUGUUAACAGGGUUCUGCAGCUGUGGUCUCCAGGGCCAACCUUGCCCUCCUGAGUGAUUAGAGGUGGUAAAAAACUGUGUGGAUGAACAAUGUUUGUGCAUUCCUCCUCACCCCCUGUACCUCUUGUCUAAAUGGUCUUCUAGCAAGCUUAGUUGCUAACCGGGGGCGUUAUCCAGUUAAGGUGUCAGUGCACAGCAGGGCUUUCCCCCUCCUUCCCUGCAUGCACCCUGCACCUUCCCCAAAUCUGCUCCAGAGUGUUGGAGAAGCACCUAGAACAGAUUUGGGGAGAAGCCUGCAGCAAAAGUGGAAAUCCUUGUACUGAAGGAAUGCGUUACUCAGCUGCACUUUAGAUACAACCCCAGGAGUGAGCAGCUUUUACAGAAGGUGUAUUUUGAGGUGACGUCUGUUUACAUUCUUAAGUGUGUCCUCAAAUUAGAACACGUUGAGUUCCUUCCUGUUAUCCAGUUGCUAAUGGCCUUAUUUUGCAGGCAUUCCGCCCUUCUAAUUAAACUGUUUAAAGGAAGCAAGGCAUUAAGCCUGAAGUUCAGGUUGCUCUGCUGAACAGAACUGACAGAAUUUCUUUAAAAAGCAGAGACAAUUUCCUGUUUGCUUGCUGGCUUUGCUGAUUCCAGCAAUUGUGAGGGAAUUAUGUCUUGGUCCAAACUUUUCACGUCGUAUAAUUUAUUUCCUCAUCACUUUGGCGGCUUGUGUGUUUUGAUCCUAGGAAGAGAGACAAUUUUUAUAUUACAGUGUGAAGUUGUGUUUUCAGAAAAGAGCUGAGAGGAAGAAGUCUAUAACUUGUCUUGCAAAGCAAAAAUGGAGUACUGCACAUUUCAGGCUCGGGCAGGCAAUUACUAGAGAUGCACAACCUGAUUGUUUGAAGUGAAUGAAAAGCAAUUGAGAGUAAAUCAGUAAUUCUUCCAAAUCGUUGUUUCCAGAAGAUGUCACUGUUAGGCAGGCACUUGAAAAGAUUAUCUGAUAAAAGCUAGUGGUGAAAGAGCAGCAACUUAGGCAGACUAAAAUAGCUGGCUCAUUAGGAAAGUUCUGCUUCGCAGUUCUUACUGAGAAAUCGUUUGAACUUAUUUAAAGGACUUCUUUUUAAAAAAGCAGUUGCCUCUAAUAACAAAACUGAGACAACAUUUCUGCUUGUAUUAAAACAUUUUCUAGUUUUAACCAUCUUUCCUCUCACAAUUCUAUGCAGGCGAUGUUCCUCCCUCCCUUUUAUGUUGAAUAUUUCUGACAUAAAAGAGAGGAAUGAGCGAUAAAGAAGGGUUGUUGGGGAGGAAGUAAGAUAUGAGAUGGAGAGUAUACUGUAAACUACUUGGUUCUCCGGGGAAACAUCUCCAUACAUUUUUUAUUUAAUUCCUCUGGAUUUUAUUAACGUCCUCUUGACCACCACCCUUUUUUUUUUACUUCCAUGCCUCUUUGGCUGUUAGUCAUGCCUGAAAAAGCAUGGCGUAUAACUGGAAACUGCAAGGGUGUAUAACUUAAAAUUGCAGUUAGAGCUGUUGCCAGACUUCCAAUGGGCUCCCUGCCCCUGCUCCCCUGGCUGGAAGCCAAGGUUGGUUUGUGAAUGGUGCCCAUAGCCAGCCACACAGAUCCAGGGGUGAGUGAGUGGGCAGCAGGUUGGGCUGGUGAGCUCUGGUGCCCGUGGCCAGAACCUAUCCUGGUCAACCACUGGCAUCAGGCCUGAUUGCAGUAGAGAAGAGGAAAUUACAUAGUUCAUUUGUUCAGGGUGAACUGGGAGGACACCUUUGACUUUUUUCUCUAGAGCCAUUCUUCCUCUUUCUUGCCCAAGUGAAUGGCCGCAGGUCUCUAACAGCUAAUUUAAAACUGCAGUAUUAAUAGAUAGAGGGCACAAUGCUAAGGAAGUAGCUGAUGUUUCUCUGGGAUCAUAAUUUGCAUGAAGGAAAGCUACUGAAAAGUUUCUGUAAGCCAUUUUGCUUUCUACCGAGUUAAAACACAAAACUUUACAUAGUAAAUUUAUUCAAACUCAUAUUAAAACACCCAUAAAAUUAGACACACCUCUCAGUGUUUCUGUCCUGCUGUUGUAGGAGGGAAAUUGGAGGUCUUUAUGUAUCCCUCCGUUGGAAGUGUUUGCUCACUUUUUAUGCUGAGGCACACCUCAGUGUCAGUGCAUUCAUGUUGGAUAUUCUUGAACCCACACUGCCUUUUAAUUAAGCCUUGGUUAUUAAGGGCUUCUGUAGCCUUUGAGGCAAAUGGCCUGCACAACAGCUUGUAAACAUCUGUCAAGGCGCUAUUCAAGCAAUUGGGGCAGUUAGAGUUUCAGCAGCCCAGGCUAAUGCUCUCUCCUUGCUAGGUACCUUGCCUGAACUGCCUUGUGAUUUGUAUUGUUGUAUAAAAAUGCACAUGUCUUACAAGUGUAUUCUUUCUCUCCCGCCCGCCCUCCAGAUCUUUCCAAAGUGAAACUAAUGCGUUUUGAUGACCCUAUCCUGGGCCCACGUCGUGUUCCUGUGCUCGGUAAAGAAGAUGCUGAGAAAUCUCCCAUUUUAGAUCAAGCUGUCUUUCACAUAGACCUUGCUGAAAAGCGGGUUCGUCUCACUGAGAAUGGACGAACAACAGAUAUUGGGGAUACGCUAGUCUAUAUCAUUAAUUAGAUUUUUGCAUUGAGCUGGGUUAUGAAUCUUUUAAAUAACAUGAACAGCUUUCAAGCGAUCUAGUGGACCACAACAAAUUUAAUUUCUUGCUUGGGGAGGGGAAGGAAACUUAAUCUUGCAUGUAGAUCAGGGUCCUUCAUUUUUAAAUGUGGUAUAAUAAAUAUAUUUUCCAUCCCCUGUGA
Molecule: messenger RNA, 40527 nt
Organism: Podarcis lilfordi (Lilford's wall lizard)
Lineage: Eukaryota; Metazoa; Chordata; Lepidosauria; Squamata; Lacertidae
Source: the annotation of a GenBank genome assembly